Messenger RNA from Scaptodrosophila lebanonensis, 4029 nucleotides. Its product is annotated as ecdysone receptor. Gene Ontology annotation, molecular function: nuclear receptor activity; RNA polymerase II cis-regulatory region sequence-specific DNA binding; zinc ion binding. The record is from RefSeq and is a predicted model, not a curated record. Gene Ontology annotation, biological process: ecdysone receptor signaling pathway; negative regulation of transcription by RNA polymerase II; positive regulation of transcription by RNA polymerase II. The transcript has 6 exons. Gene Ontology annotation, cellular component: nucleus. The coding region runs from base 1531 to 4029 and encodes 832 amino acids. NCBI's taxonomy places the organism in Eukaryota, Metazoa, Arthropoda, Insecta, Diptera, Drosophilidae.
AAAAAAAAAUAAUUACAUAUAUCUCCAAAUAUAUAUAUGAAUAGAUAAUGCUGAUAGGAAUUUUAUAGAGUGCCGGUUAGUGCAAAUCCAAAUCGUUAAAUGCUGCAUGCGGCUAGCAUUCUAAUUGUUACAAUACCACAACACAAGAAAUUGUGUAAAUUAAACGCAGGCCGCUCGUAAAUAUAAACAUUUUACUGUGAAAGAAACUAAAACUACCAACUACUUGUACAACAACAGAACCACGCUCACAACACACACACACACUUGCAACUACAAAUACAAACGCUGCCAGAACUAUCAUCAUCAACGCAGUAUUAUUAUCAACGGCUAGCUACAGCUACGUAAUCAACGACGACGACGUCGUUGUUAGCAGCAGCAGCAGCAGCACCAGCAGCAGCAGCAGAAGCAGAAGAGAGAGCAGAACACAAAAAUGUCUUCAUAGACGAACGAUAUGCAUGCAUGUAUGUGAGUGUUGCUGUCUGUCAUACCGUCUGCCAGCCAGUCUCUAAGAGAAAGAGUGUGUGUGUGUCUGCGCUGUGUUGUGCUGUGUUGUGUUGUGGAAAGGAAACGCACGUCCUGUCGCCGAUUUCGCAAAAGACCAAGACGAGACGCUGCCCAGCCAGCCAGGCAGCAAGGCAGCAAGGCAGCCUCGCCGACUGACUGACUGACUCGCUUUCGUUUGAAGGUCUGUCGACGUCUACGUCCGUCAGGCAAAUAACAAGAAAAAAAAAAAAAAAAAAAAAGCAACAACGUCGGGCAACCGUCGCUUUGUUUGCGCGAAUGUGUGUGUGUGCGUGCAUAUGUCUGUAUUUUUCUUGGCCCGCAUAAUAAAAUAACAACAACAACAACAACAAAAUAGGAAUGAAAAUAAGUAAUUCCAUGCAUUUACUAUAUCUUUUGUGUGUCUGCAUGUAAAAAGUGGCCAAGUGUUUGAGUUUAACAAAUGGUGCGAAUAUAUUGCUGCUAAUUGAAGUGGUUCGGGAGCAAAUGCUCCAAUGAGAUACCAAAAGUGAAGCUCAGAAAAAAACAAAUUGUAUCUAACAGUACGCAUAACAAUUUGUUCAAUUGGAUUACAUAUUUUGUGUCUCGUGUCCAUCGAAACACGUCCGAAUGGAUAACAGCUUAUGUGGAUUAGUAGCUGAGUUGGCGCAUUAUAUAGAUACGCACGCUUUUAAUUGUUAGGAAAGAAACGAAACUUACUUGUACGUAACAAAACAAAAAAAGACGAGAAAUAUAAUACGAGCGCUUUACAAAAACGCUUUAAAAAUGUAUUUUGAACGCAAGCAAGUGCGUAAAAAAUACUAGAAAAAUACCAGCCCAGCAAAAAACCAACUUCAAUUCCAAUUCCGGAAAGGGGACAUCAAGUGGACCAACACCAAUUUGGUUUUGGCCACAACGCACAACAACAUCAACACCAGAAGGGAGCGACAACCUCAAACUGCCAAGGACCGAAGGUCCUAGCUGAAACAAAAGUAAUUAAUAACCGGAGUUUAACAAAAAGACACCACAACGGCGACCAUCGGCUACCAAAUGAUGAAACGACGCUGGUCGAACAAUGGGGGAUUCUUGCGCUUACACGAAGAAUCCUCCUCAGAGGUCACCUCCUCCUCAAAUGGGCUGGUCCUGCCCUCGGGCGCCAACAUGUCACCCUCGUCCCUAGACUCUCACGAGUAUGGCGACCAGGACGGCUGGAUGUCCUGCAACGAUGCCGGCGGCUACGGCAGCAGCAACGGCACUGCCAGCAACGCUGGAGUCCAACAGCAGAGUGUCAUCACACUGGCGAUGCACGGCUGCUCCAGCACUCUACCGGCACAGACCACCAUCAUACCCAUUAACAAUGGGAACAGCAACGGCCUUUCGGGCCUCAUUGGUAAUGCUGGACACUAUGUGCCUGGUGCCACAAAUCUGGGUGCACUGACAAACGGUCACAUGAGUGGCAUAGUCAAUGGUGGCAACAUGGGAGGAGCGAGUGGCCAGAACGGUGGGGGCAACAUGCAUCAGACACAUUUACAAAAUGGACACAGUCUGAUCAACUCCACUACGCCGACGCCCACAACGCAACUCCAGAUGCAACAGAACGGAUUGGGUGGAGGGGGUGGCGGCGGAGGCGUGGGCAUGGUCCUGCCCGGACACCUUCACACAAAUGGCUCGUCGAAUGGCAUUGGCGGCAUGGGUAUGCAGCAUACACCACGCAGUGAUUCAGCAAAUUCCAUUUCAUCAGGUCGCGAUGAUCUCUCGCCCUCGAGCAGUCUCAACGGGUAUUCUGCGAACGAGGGCUGCGAUGCGAAAAAGAGCAAGAAGGGGCCGGCUCCGCGGCUUCAAGAGGAGCUGUGCCUCGUCUGCGGGGAUCGGGCCUCCGGCUACCACUACAAUGCGCUCACCUGCGAGGGCUGCAAGGGUUUCUUCCGGCGAAGCGUUACGAAGAACGCAGUCUACUGUUGCAAGUUCGGACGAGCCUGCGAGAUGGACAUGUACAUGCGCCGGAAGUGCCAGGAGUGCAGACUGAAAAAGUGCCUCGCCGUGGGCAUGCGGCCGGAAUGUGUGGUGCCCGAGAACCAGUGCGCGAUGAAGCGACGCGAGAAAAAGGCGCAGAAGGAGAAGGACAAGGUGACGACGUCGCCCGGCUCCAAUCACGGCACGCACGACUACGUGAAGAAGGAGAUCCUGGAGUUGAUGACCUGCGAUCCGCCGCAACAUGCAACAAUUCCGCUACUACCUGAUGAUAUUUUGGCCAAGUGUCAAGCGCGCAAUAUACCUCCAUUAACGUACAAUCAACUGGCCGUUAUCUAUAAGCUUAUUUGGUAUCAGGAUGGCUACGAGCAGCCGUCCGAAGAAGAUCUCAAGCGCAUUAUGAGUCAACCCGAUGAGAAUGAAAGUCAGACAGACGUCAGUUUUCGGCACAUUACCGAGAUCACUAUACUCACAGUGCAGUUGAUUGUGGAAUUUGCAAAGGGACUACCAGCGUUUACAAAAAUACCGCAAGAGGAUCAAAUCACGUUACUGAAGGCCUGCUCAUCGGAGGUCAUGAUGUUGCGUAUGGCCCGGCGCUACGAUCACAAUUCGGAUUCCAUUUUCUUCGCCAACAACCGCUCCUACACACGCGACUCGUACAAAAUGGCCGGCAUGGCCGACAAUAUCGAAGACCUGCUGCACUUCUGCCGUCAAAUGUUCUCAAUGAAGGUGGACAAUGUCGAAUACGCGCUACUCACUGCCAUUGUGAUCUUCUCGGAUCGGCCGGGCCUGGAGAAGGCGCAACUAGUCGAGGCAAUUCAGAGCUAUUACAUCGACACGCUACGCAUUUAUAUACUCAAUCGCCACUGCGGCGACUCCAUGAGUCUCGUCUUCUACGCCAAACUCCUCUCCAUACUCACAGAACUGCGCACCCUGGGCAACCAGAACGCUGAGAUGUGCUUCUCGCUGAAACUCAAGAACCGCAAGCUGCCCAAGUUCCUCGAGGAGAUCUGGGACGUCCACGCCAUACCCCCCUCCGUUCAAUCUCACCUCCAGGCCCAGCAGGAGGAGCAGGAACGUGCAGCGGAGAGGGCGGAACGCAUGCGCGGCGCAGUCGGCGGUGCAAUACAAGCUGGCCUGGAUGCAGACUCAGCCUCCACCUCAGCCCAAGCGGCGCACGCCGCUCAAGCCGCCCAGGCGGCGCAAGCCGCUCAACUCCAACAGCAGCAGCAGCAGCAACAGCAACAACAACAGCAGCAGCAACAGCAGCAGCAGCAGCAUCACCACCAUCCCGUUCACACGCUGGCGCCUCCGACUGCCUCCGUCUCAGCGGUAAGCACGAGCAGCGACUACAUCGGCGGGGGCGGCGCGAUGGGGCCGACGACAGCGGCUGCGACCUCUUCCACCAGCAUUACGGCGGCGGUCCCGGCCAGCUCGACCACCGCGGCCGUGGCAAAUGGGGGCGGGGCCAACGUGAACAUGUACAAUCAGGCGAUGGCGCUAAUGGGCGUGCCACUGCAUCAGGAGCAGCUCAUUGGCGGAGUGGCGGUCAAGUCGGAGCAUUCGACGACGGCAUAG